Messenger RNA from Prorocentrum cordatum, 1568 nucleotides. NCBI's taxonomy places the organism in Eukaryota, Dinophyceae, Prorocentrales, Prorocentraceae. The record is from the annotation of a GenBank genome assembly.
AUGGGCCGCCAUGCGAGCAGCAAGGGUGCCAGCGGAGCCUGCGGCAAGGGCAAGGACAAGUCGGGCACCUACGUCAGCUGCUCGGCGUGCCGCUACCGCUGGAACUUCAAGUCGAACCAUUGGUGCUACCAGUGCUGCUCGCCGAUGGUGCCGCACCCGGCCAAGGGCCCCCCUGUGCCGCCGAGGGCCGCCAAGGGUGCGCCGAAGGAGCGCCGCCCAUGGGUCUGGCACGGGCCAGGCUGGUACCCGUACGGCGGCGGGCCGCCGCCAGAGGACGUGCGUGAGGCCCCGCGGCCCGCCGACCCUCUCGCGUUGCUCCGCGAGCAGCUGGGGGACUGCCACGAGCUCACGGCCCUGUCCGCCAAGCUGGCCGCGAAGGAGCAGCCUGCCGAGGCCCCGCGCCGCCCGCCCCUCUUGGAGGAGGAGGUCUCCGCGAAGGGGAUCGCGCGCAGGCGAGCGCAGGCUUGGCUUGAGACCUGUGCGCGCCGCGUCAUUGAAGGCGAGGCCUGGCUGGCCGACGCCAAGGAGGCGGAGGGUGCAGCGGCCGAGGCGGCGCGCCAGGCCCAGCAGGACUGGGAGGAGGCGCGCGCCAAGCAGCUGCCAUCGCCGUCGAGGCCGCGGUCUGAGACGGCAUCCGCUGCUACGGCCAUCAACCUCUCGACGCUCGUCGACGAGGGCUCGCUGCGCUUCGUCGAUGGCCCCCUCUUCGACCUGGAGGGCCUCGAGGCCGACGAGACGGAGCGCACGGAGUGGGCCCGCAUCAAGGGCGAGCUCGCAACCAAGGGCGAGCUCGCCACCAGCGCGCAGACCAAGGUUCAGGAGGCCUUGGGGCCCGCCGCUCAGCAGAUCCUCAAGCUCCACGCCAGGUUGCAGGCCAAGAGGCGCCGCGGCCCUGAUGGAGCCCCAGCCUCGGGCCCCGCGGAGCAUUCGGCUCCUACUGCUGGUGCCUCUUCUGCUGGCGGCAGCGGUGCUGGAUCGUCGCGGGGCGGUGGCGAGCGCAUCAGUGCUGAGGCCCUGCGAGCUGCGGCCAGGGCUAAGGCCACGGCUGCCAUUGACGAGAAGAAGCGGGUCUACGGCCGCUACAAGUUCAGAACCUCCCAGAGCGACGACGACUCUGAGUUCGAGGGCAGAGCGGCCCAGUGCAAGGAUCAGGACCCUGCCAGGCGGGCAGCCAUUCACAAUAGACAGCUGCUUGAGAGGCGGCUGAGGUCUUUCACUGGCGCCUGGGUGCCUGACCCCAGCGUCGUUGAUGACGCUACUGGCUUGGCCGACUGGAAGCGCGUUUCCAUUCCUUACGUUGCCAGCUUCCUGGCAGACCCUGCACUGCAGCCCCUUGUGCAAGAGGCCGCUGAUUCAGCAGGGCAUGGCAACCUUGCGGUCGCUCAGCUGGACAUGGCCAGGCAGAUUUGCGAGCGAGCGUGGCACGCCCGCCGUCGCCAGCGGCAAGCUUAUCAUGAUCACCUCAGCAGCCUCCGCGACAUCGGCUACGACGACUGGCAGAAAGAGUUGGCUCGCAAUGCCCCGAGUUACAUCGACGCGCGUCGUGCGCUCGACACCAGGGCCCCACG